Rhineura floridana is the source of this 4506-nucleotide messenger RNA. Its product is annotated as vesicle-associated membrane protein 1-like. Lineage: Eukaryota; Metazoa; Chordata; Lepidosauria; Squamata; Rhineuridae. Gene Ontology annotation, cellular component: plasma membrane; SNARE complex. The transcript has 5 exons. Gene Ontology annotation, molecular function: SNAP receptor activity; syntaxin binding. Gene Ontology annotation, biological process: vesicle-mediated transport; SNARE complex assembly; vesicle fusion. The record is from RefSeq and is a predicted model, not a curated record. The coding region runs from base 193 to 555 and encodes 120 amino acids.
GCAACAUUGGGGGCGCAGCAAGAACGAAAGGACCGCCCCUCCCCUUCUAUAAAAUGUGGGGGUGGCCGACCGAGUCCUGCUGCAGCAAUCUUCGAUCGCCUCGGGAGAAGCUCUUUCGUGUGGUCGCUCCCACGGGCGGGCUCUGUUCAACACUGAAACAAAAGGGGGGAUCUCCCAGAGCCGAAGCCGGUCAUGUCUGAUCCAGCUCAGCCGCCUGCCCCAGGGGCAGGACAAGAAGAGGGUGAAAAUGCUGGAGGCCCCCCUGGACAAUCUCCAAAUUUGACCAGCAAUCGCCGCAUGCAGCAGACUCAGGCGCAGGUGGCAGAAGUGGUAGAUAUAAUACGUGUGAAUGUGGACAAAGUCUUGGAGCGAGAUCAGAAGCUAUCGGAAUUAGAUGAAAGAGCAGAUGCACUCCAAGCUGGUGCUCAAGUAUUUGAAAGCAGCGCAGCAGCGCUCAAGAGGAAGUACUGGUGGAAGAACUGUAAGAUGAUGAUCAUGCUGGGAGUGAUCUGUGCCAUUGUGGUGAUCGCAAUUGCACUCUACUUUUUUACCUGAGAAUGUGAUCCCCUCCCCCCCUCCCUCCCCAGUCUCCAGCCUCUUUUUCCCAUCUCCCUUUCCAGUCCCAAUUCUUCCUUUCCUUUCUCCCUUCAUUCUGGCUUAGUCAUCAGUUUUCCUUUCAGUUUUCUUUGCCUUCCAUGUGAGACUUUAACACACUGUUUUCAGAUUUGAGUUGAACCCCUUCACAGCUGCUGCAGCAGCCUCUGAGCAGGCCAGCUUGUCUUGGAGGGUGGCAAUGGGCCUACAGGAGGAAAUGUGUGGGAUUAUUGAUGUUGAGUGACACACUUGAGUUUCACUGUUACAAAGCUUUGGACAUGGGCAGUGUUAACUCGCAUUGCCACAGGAAUAGGUAGUGGGAGGAGAGAGAAGGUGGAUCCCAGCAGCUUUUUCCAGGGAGCAGAUUUGGAUAUUGCAGCCCCAGAAUUGAGCAGGUGUUCCUUUAGUUGGAAGUGUAAGCUCAUAAUGCAUGCACUGACUACAGAGGUUCCAGUCCUAUGAAGACUGGCAUCCUAACCUCAUAGUCCUCAAGGUGACACUUGGCCUCAUGAAUGAAUAUAGUAGGGGAGAUUUUGGUUUGAUUCAUUCUCCUUGGCUCCAAGAAGCAGGCACAUGGUUAACAGAGCCUUCUUUUCCCAGAAUAGUCAGAACUAGAGGUGGGAUAAAAUAUGUACCUCUAGCAGAUGUAUAGCCAGCCAGAUGGGCAACUAAUAAAUUUAAUUAAUAAAUAAUAAAUAAAUAAAAUAGCUGUGUGGUUUGCCUGACCACUUUGGACUUAGAUGGAGCCUGACAUUCAAACAGUAAGUCCCAAACUGCUUGCUCCUUUAGCUGAAUAGCAAGUGCUGCAGCUUAACCGCAGCAGUGGGUCCCUCUUCGUUCUUGAGGAGUCAUAGGAGGAUUCCUUCUAAAAAGCAGGCAUGCUGUUAAGAUGUCAGGCCUGAGUUCUUGGAGGCUUCUUGGGCUGGCGGCAGCCAUGCAGUGUGUCAGUGUUUCUGAGGACUGCUUGAAUGCUGAUUCACACAAAUGCCUUUCAUCAGUUCUGUUUUUGGUCAUCACUUGAUGAUGCUGUUAGUGGUGAAGAUGUAUGUAUGAAUUCAUGCUUAUUUUGCCACCUAACAUGCUAUGGAGAUGUUGUCUUACUCCUGGUUGAAAGGAGCUCAGAGCAAUGGAUGUAAGUUUUAAAUAUGCUUCAAAGUGGCUACUGCCAUGUCUGCCAAUCAAGGCACAGGAAGCAGCACAGCUAUGAAGCAUAGUCUGAGAGAGGCAUGUUUGGAUACCCCAAUAUCUCUUGUUAUGGGUCCAAUCAGGGCUUGGCCAGAAAGUAAAUACUGUUGAAGGGAGGAAAUGGAGUCUGUGUGCUCUAGGACAGAGAUGGUCAACCAAUGGCCUGUGGGUUGAAUUUAGUCCUCAGACACAGCAAUUUUGUAUGGCCCCUAAAUGUUUAAUCUAGAUGUGCUAGGAAUACUAUUCCCAUAGCAUGCUGCGGUGCUGACAUUUUGCAUGCUCGCUGCCAUGCACCAGCAUUUCAUUUGCGGAGUCCAUCUCCUUGCAAUUCCCCACCUUUUUCCACCUUGGGGGAUGAUAGAGGAGAACAGGAACAGACCUUCCCCACCUUCUUUGGACAAACCUCUCCCAUCUCAGUGGAACUAUGCUGGUGGAAGUACAACAUCUGAAGAGGAGCCGGGGUCCGAUUUGUGAUGCUGCUGUCAAUAUGAGAGGAAGUACAGUAAGGUGUAGAGGGCCCUUUUGAUCUCUUCUGGACAAGAUCUUGGUUUGAUCUGCUGUCAACUUUAUUGAGAGAAGGCCUCCUGGCUGCUUUCUUCUGCUUUUCUUGUCUGUUCUCAUGAGUGUUGUAUGUUUAGCCUCUUCGCCUUGUACCUCUCCACUUGCUCCAUCUCUUUAUGCAUGGGCAAAAGGUUUACCCACUCCCCUAGAGGCCCUCUUGUGCCUAAAGUGAAGGACUGCUUUCUCUAUGCACAAGACUUCAGCCGCUUUCUCACUCACAUGUGGUUUCUGUCUUUGUAAGGAACGCAGCCAUAAUCUUUUCCUCUGGCAUGUGUUAAUUACCAGCUCGUGUACUCUUUAAUCUCCUCCAACAAACACUUCUCUACUACCUAAAUGAGUCUGGUUCAUCUGUCGGAGCGUUAGCAAGAACGGGUCUCUGCUUGCUGGUGGUAAGGCAGAAGAAGCCAGAACUGAAACAAUGGGUACUAAAUGUAGGGUGUAAAAAGUGUGUAAUCUCUUAUGCUGUAGAUGGUAGGUGGACAGUGUAGCAGCUGAACAGGAGCAGGAGAGAUUGCAACCAUGGUUAUGGAAUAGCUGGGUCCAUGUCCCUUAGUCCAUCAGCAGUGCUGUGCUCCUGAUUCCUUGCUCAGUAGACUACAGGUAAAACCACAUGCUGGUAGACUCUAGUCAGGAUGGGAGAAGCAUUCUUUCAUACUUUGUACUUGGUUUGGAGUACACUUGUCAAAAAGUAUCAGCCCUUCCAUCUUGAAGAGCUUUUCAAUAGCCAGCUGUGACAAAGAGGUAGAAGGCUUGGUAUUGUGAGAAAUGGCCUAGGCUAGGGCAGCCCCUGACCAGGCCCCACAAUAUCCAUAUUGUGCUUAGUUCCUACUUGUCCUAUCUUCACUUAUCUUAUUGACAUAACACACAUUCUGUUUCCUUUGCAUAAACAGCUGAAUUCACUGAAACCAUUAAUAUGAGCAGAAUGAAGUAUCAAGAUAAUCAAACACCUGACAACAUAAUCCAUUUUAGUUUGGCACAGUGAAAAUAACUGGUGUAAAACUAGCACUUUUGAUGCUACAGUUGUGAGUGUAUAAGUGUCUAUUCUUGGUAUUGCUGCUCAGAUAUUUGGCUGCUGUAUAGGGGGGAGAUACAUGGUGGAAAGAAGAGUGUUCUUUCCCCUGUAACUUGUAGUAGCAGAGCUUGGAAAAGUUACUUUUUUGAACUACAACUCCCAUCAGCCCCAGCCAGCAUGGCCACUGGAUUGGGCUGAUGGGAGUUGUAGUUCAAAAAAGUAACUUUUCCAAGCUCUAGGCCAAACUGCAUCCUCUGCAUGAGGAAAGAGGAGACCUAAGAAAAACAUUUAUGCUGUCAAGGCAGCAUCUUGGGUGCUCUGCUGUGUCACAUUACACACCCAGUUCAUGGGUACAAGUGUAACUGGAAGUAAUAAAAGAAGCUCCCUUUGUACAUCCACUUACAAAAUCUAACUUAAUUUUGUACCAUUUCUGUUCAAAGAAGGAAUUGCGUAACCAGGCAUUAAAGGAAAUGAAAAAAAGCAUUUCAGGGAUGCUGUGCCAUGUAUCAUAACGCAUGAUAUCGCUAUCUUUGUACUGUGCAGAUAAGGGCUUCUGAUGAUCUGGCUCUCCAGCUGCUAUUGGAUUACACUUCCAUCAUCCUUGACCUUUGGCCUUGAUGCCUAGGGCUGAUGGGAGUUAUAGUCCAAUGACAAUUAGAGUACCGCAAGUUCCCUAGUGCUGCCGUAGAUUAUGUAGGUCUACAGAGCAGAUAUCUAAUGUGUGUAUGUUUGAGGGUACCAAAUCCAGAGCAAUACUUCAUCCCUGUCACACAGAUGAUGUGGCCUGUGAAAAUAGGACUAUCCCUGUGUACAUGCAUUGCUCGUGUUUUUACUCAAAGGAUCAGUGGCUGAAGCCCCUCCUCAUUAUCACAUGUUGCUCGAGGCUCUUCCUUCUCUGCUUUAUGAUGUAUUCCUUUUCUCUGCAGCCUGUCCUGAUUUAAAUGCAAGGAGAGUGUUUGUUUUGCUACAGAUAACCCUGGAGAAGCAUAAUUGUCCUAUAAUAUAUUAAACAGUUCAAUAUCAUCAUCCCUACCUGCAGUGUAUGAAAUGGCAGGUUCUACCUUAGUGUGUGCACUAAAUCCAAAAUGCAUCUGUCCUCGCUCACUUAUUUAAAUGCUAAACAGUUAUAGCAGCUUAUAUUAACAAUAUUUUUU